AUGGAAGGCGAAUUCACCACGAGUGAUGGCACAAAGCUGUACAAAAAGGCGUGGAAGCCUGAGUCUGGGCAUAUAUCAGCCGUGCUCAUCUUCCUUCACGGAUUCUCUGACCAUAUUAAUGCCUACUACGACUUCUUUCCUACACUCAGUUCCUCCUCGUUCAACAUUGCCGUGUACGGCUUUGACCAGCGAGGCUGGGGUCGUUCGGUCCGAAAACCAAGCGAAUGCGGCCUGACAGGUCCUACUACACUGGUCCUAUCCGACAUCCACGACUUCGUCCACCACGUGGCAUCACUUCCGGAGACCCAGGGAAAGCCUUUAUUCCUGAUGGGCCAUAGCAUGGGUGGCGGCGAGGCGCUAUGCUACAUGCUGUCCACUUCUCCAGCGUUCUCAAAUCGACCACCAAUCCGCGGCUUACUCCUCGAAGCGCCUUACAUCGAACUCGACCCGUCAGAACAGCCCUCAUCCCUGGUUGUGUCUGCAGGCAAGCUGGCCGCCAUGAUCCUCCCACACAACCAGAUGAAGCAGAAGCUCAGUGCGACGUAUAUGUCUCACUCGGCCAAGGUUCGACAAGACUGGAUCGAUGAUCCGUUAUGCCAUGACACGGGCACGCUCGAAGGGCUUAAAGGUCUACUCCAGCGAAGCGGGGACAUGUCGGCCCUCUCGCAUGGCCGUAAAGUUCACGGCCUCACGAACAAACUGCCAUGUUCUGUGUGGGUGGCCCACGGCACAAGCGAUAGGGUCGUCUCACCUGCUGCCGCCCAACGGCUUUUCGAAGUCCUCGAGGCGCCUGAGGGGGAUAAGGUGUUCCAUCCAUAUCCUGAUGCAUAUCACAAACUCCAUGCCGAGCCAGAUGGUGUGGGAGAGCAGUUCGCCAAGGAUGUGGCAAGUUGGAUUCUGGCACAUACUGCCGAAUCUCAGGGGGCGGCUCAGGUCGGUACCUAG
Molecule: messenger RNA, 945 nt
Organism: Capronia coronata CBS 617.96
Lineage: Eukaryota; Fungi; Ascomycota; Eurotiomycetes; Chaetothyriales; Herpotrichiellaceae
Exons: 3
Coding region: 1-945 (314 amino acids)
Cellular component (GO): membrane
Molecular function (GO): lipase activity
Source: RefSeq, a predicted model, not a curated record